UUGUUGGAUGCGAGGGUGUUGGCAGGAGAAGUUCCGUGGGCUGCAAGCUGAUCAAGCGCCUGGCUUGCUGGGGGCACACUCGAGCCGUGGUAGAAUUCAGGGUUCGGCCACCGCCCAUCAGCUAACCAAAACAGACCUCGCCAGAUAGCUCUCAUGGACCACGGGAGCCAUCCUAACCAUACGAAAGCAACCAGGACGAAGCGUAGCCAUGUAAGUAGUGACCGACCGCCAUGAAGAAUGAGCUCCUUCAGGAAAACCGGAGCCGGCAGCUCCUUGGGCAUAUUCGGGUCAUAAAGCUUUGUAAAUCUGAAAGGCGUCUUGCACAGCUCACAAUAUUUCUUUUGUGAAUGGGAAAGCCAUUGCAUCAAACACUCUUGGUGAACAAAUUUGAUGCUCCCGCUACAUUUGCACGGAUAAAAGAGCUGCUCCUCCUCGGUACCUUCGCCGCGGCAUAUUCGACAAGUGUCAGAUUCGUCUACACUUCGUCUGUUGGUCGCAGUGUUUGUGGCAAAGGCAGGGUCGUUCAUGAUAUCCGGGAGAGGACCAGCCCUCCGGUCCCGGCCAGCCACAAUCCGGUUGAUAUCCAUCUUCCUUGACGUCGAGAAAAAGAAAUUACAGGGAGAUUAGAAGGAUGACCAUGCUAUGGUGAAUGCUGGGAGCAUGCCCGCAUCCCGGAGGUAGGUAUCGAUUUGUUGUUUGUCUCCUUCGCGGAGGAUGACUGAUUAAGAUAGAUAUCUACAAAACUGCGGGAAUAGUCAGUCAGCACAGUACAAGAGAUUUCUCCGCAGUACUAAGGGUUUACAAACCACAAGUCUUCUAAGUUCUCAAGGUAGUAUCAAACGGUAUGCGGCGUGGGUGAGUGUCCAGGCAAGUAAUAUACUCGGGAGAGUAGACAUGGAGCAGGAAGAAGCCAAACCCCGGUCUUUCUCUCGCCGCCGUUCUAAAAGUUUCCAAGUCGCCAGGAUGAUGCUUACUCAGCCAAUUCUCCGCGGAACAACCAUUUUCCGCAGGGUUAUUACGUUAAGUUAGUUACGUCACAACCAGGGCAUCAACGCGCCAGACCGACCCGCCAAGAUAUUGCCUCCGACAGACUGACUGGCAUGUGAUUGGCCACCCCGUGACUUCCAACUUCCACCAGCUCGAAACAGGAUAAUAACAAUUUGAUGGUGAAACCUCGUCUGCUACAAGGGAGCGAAGAGAACGACAUAUAAAACCUGGCCUACCUGCCCUGCCGUCUCUCGCUGAAUGCAAGUAUCAAACAUCCUUAUUAUCACCUAAUAAUAUCUAAUAACUGCACUCCCUGAGAAAGCUCCAUGCCAAGAUCCACCUCUUCACCUCCGUCAGACCUCGAACCAUAAAUUCCUUUUGCUUGUCUUGACGUGCGCUGGUUCUUCCUCGCACUUUUAUUGCGAGCCUGGUUGCCCGUGAAUUUUUCCCUUUAUGAGAUAUAUGAGCACUAGUCGCAUUGCUUUACGUGUGGUGAUAGAGCGCUGCGAGACGACGAACCAGCGAUAAUAUAAAAAAAAUAAAAAAAGCAAGGAAAGAAAGAAAGCUAGAGCGGCGCGUCAACUGACGCCACAAGAAUGGCGAUGGCAGCGGACGGAACAGUGGUGGGGAAUAUGAAAAAUGGUCAGAUUAAUGGUUUGUCCAUUCAAAAGCAAGCAGAAGGAAAAGAAGAACAUCGGAGACGACCUACGAGCUUCGCACGGUGGUCGCUUGCAGUUGCCCUACGGCUAGUCAUAUGGUACGCUUUACUUACGCCAUUCUUCUACUGCCCAUCGACGCUACCAGAACUUGAUAACACUUCUCCAACGGUUUGCAAGCCGUACCUGAUUGCGCGGUCACAUCUCGAGCCUCAUGUAACUCGGUAUUAUGAAGCUUACGGAGCUACAUAUGUCGACACCAUUCGCCCAUAUGCACGCAAUUUCAACGAGAAGAUAUACACUCCUACUACUGAUUUCACAAAACGAAAUUACCGCGCAUAUGGAGCGCCCCAUAUUGAGAAGGCAGCAUCAUAUUUUCAGAACAAGUGGGGAGAAAUCGUUACGCCUCAUAUCCAUUCAUUACAAAGCUCCUUGAGCCGUACAUACCAAUCGUCAAUUGAGCCGCAUUAUGCACGCGUUGCUUCAGUAGUAACCUUCUAUUAUAGCACAACAGUUUCCCAGGUUGAUUAUCUGCGCCAAACGUAUAUUGUACCAGUUUACGGACGAACGAAGCCAGUUAUUGUCAGCAUGUAUUCCUACACAUACGAUAGUGUGGUGAACAAGAUCUACCCGUACAGUAAGAAGACGUGGUCAUAUCUGGCGACAUUCAUAAACGAGGCGCUUCUGCCUGGAGUUUCGAGACUCUACCGCGAAAACGUUGAGCCUCAGCUGCUUAGGAUUGGUGAGAAGCUCGCAAGUUAUCGCGAGGGCAGGAAGCUUGGUGCUGUUGGUGAAGAAGCUGAAAUUUUAUCCGAACCAUUUAGCUCAACCCCCACCGUUUCAACGUUAGCAACUACAGUAUCACCGAAGACGUCUGAUUACAGUCCGUCGACCACUGCGACUUCGACUUCGGUAUCUGUGCCAGACCCUGAGCAAUCAGUGGAUAAGGCGAGCCUUGCGCGCGAAACAAUAGCCUCGGAUUUGAAAACAUGGCAAGAAAAGUUCGCUACUGCGGCUGAUAAAGGAGCCGAAGACCUCAGUGAACGGGUCGCUAAGAUUGUAGAGAGCUACGUAAAUGACACGCAGGGAUCAGGCGAAGCGCUCGUAUCCGAGUUGGAAUCGGUGGGACAUCGAGAGCUCGAAUCUCUUAGAACCAAAAUCAUCGAUAUAGUGCGUAAUUUACCUGACGAAUCCACCUUCGAAGAUCGCGAAGCCGCCGAGGAUCAAUUGGCACAAGCUGUUAGGACAUCGGCUUAUGCUAUCCGGGAAGCUGCACAGAAGCUUCGAGAGUGGUUCGCGGACUUUAAUGGUGACCUUCAUGUGAGGGUAACCUCCGCCUCUGACGCUACCAUCGAGGUCCUUGACCAGAUCCGUGACCUGAGCCUUCAGAAUAUUGGGAUGAAAUGGGCGUGGAUGGAUGGCGUGACAUACAAGGAUUGGGCGAAAUAUAAUGCGCUGAAGAAACAACUUCACAGCUGGCGCGAGGAAGUUAGGGAAGUUGGUAUGCAACAUGGUGCUUAUGAAGAAGCAAAGGCCCUCGGAAUUGAUAUUAUUAACAAAGGAAUGAGGAUUGCGGAAAAAACGGCGAAGGAGCUUACUAGGUUAAAGGAGGUUGGGAAGUGGAAAAUCGAAGCGGAGGAUAUCAGCGAUGAUUUUGAGACGAAGACGAGCGAUGCGGCUGAAGCUCGUGCCAGCAAGAUAGCAGCAAUGGGUCUGGGUGAACCAGAACCAGAACCAGAUGCUGAAUAUCAAUCGACAUCACCACCCGAGGAUAAGUCCAACGAGGCGAACCCGCUUGAUGAAGAUCCUUCAUUCGACACGGAUCCCGCUAUUAGCCACGACGAUAUGCCCGAAGCCAGUGAUGUGGGAACCCCCGGAAACAGCGCUUCUGGGGACGAACAAGACGUUCCACUAUCUGUUGUAUUUACAAGCAGUAUACCAACACCCGAACCUGAGUCUGAGCCUGAGCCUGAGCCCGAGCCCGAACCAGAACCCGUUUUGGAUGAUGAGGCUACUACCACUGGGCCUAAGGUUUGGGGUGGGGCUGCCGCUGAAUUCAUAGAACAUGAAAAUCAUGUCCCUGCUAAUACUCCUGAGCAGACUUUUGAUGCUACGCCGUCUUCAUCCCAGCAGCCCUCUGUAUCAUCGAACGUGGCUCCGUCGGAGACAGUCCUCUCAGAGCAAUACUCCAUUCCCAUGCCGCCCCCCGAAGCCAGUUCCAUUUUUUCAGACUCUCUUUCUCAGGCUAAGAAACUGUAUGACAUUUCACAUUCGGCCGCCAGAGCUCAGGAUUCUGGAAUUCCUGAUGAAAGAAUUGUCGCCUCCAUCGAAUCCGCUUACUCCGGGUCUCUCCAACACGCGAGUGAAAAACUUGAAUCUCGUCUCAAAGCAGCUUCAGAAUACGCAGGAAUUCCCCUCAGCCCUUCUCCCACUGCAACAGUAAACGAUGACACGCUCCUAAGUGCUUCCGCAAAGCUCCAAGAGAAUCUCGAACAUGCCUCUCGGAGCCUCGCAAGCGCAGUCGCAAGCACCACUGACGAAGCAGCCUUUCCCGGCCAGCAGAUAAUCCUCGAUGCGCGUCGCCGUUAUUACGAAGCCAUUGGCCUCGCUCAUGACGAGUAUUCUAUCUUCAUCAACUCUGCGUCUAGUCAUGUACAACCUACUGAAGAAACGAGUAUCAGUAGUCCAACCAGCGACAAGCCCAGCAAGCCAAUUCUCGAGGAGGCCAGUUCCGAAUUUAGCGUCGUCUCGUCUCUGGCAUCUGCUAGCCUAGAUGCAGUUCUGUAUUCCGUUAGCUCGGUGGGGACCGCCAUCGCUCCCGCCUCCGCGACUAGGAUUAUUGAGGAUGCCUCCUCGAGGUUCCACGAUGCACUCUCCGCUGCUGCGGCGUCUCUUGAGUUGGUGUCAUCUUCUUCGAGUACUGUUGCUAGCUCUCCAAAAAAUACUGCUGCUCACGAAACAGGCAGGGACGAGCUGUAGAAUGGCCUAUUACUAAAAAUGGCAAUCGACAUGUUACUAAAAAAACAAACAGGAGGGGAAAGAAAGAAAGGAAGAAAGAAAGAAGAGAAAAGAAGAGAAGAAUGCGCUACCACCAUUCCAACGGAAGUGGUACGUUUCUUCCUAGCAUUUAUUUCUUUAUUUUUAGUUUUUUUUGAACAAAGAAGAAGCGGCACGACCAAAACGGACAUCCAUGUUUUUAUACCCCAUACCAUACCCAUACAUCACUUCCCCUAGUACACAUAAUAAUAUAUCUCACAGACCCACUUACUUUCGCUGGUUUGAUAUAAGCCACAGCUCGUACCUAUAUGUUGUUGCAUUUAUGUCCCGUGCACUUUGAUCUGCCAUAUAUAUAUUCGUUACCAGUCGACCCUUUAGCUACAUGACAUGACUUUCUUUCCUUUCUUUCCCUUCUUUUCCUGUGGUUUGGACAAAGUUUCAUUAAGUAUUAUUUUCUCAUGUUCUCUAUUUCCCAGCGCCUGGCAGCGUCUAUUUUGUAAAAUGGCACAACUCAUCCUUUUUCUCGGCAUACAAACACCAAGCAAUAUAUACAUGUACAUAACUAAAAUAUACAAGAUCACAUCGACCGCCCUUUUGGUUUUUGCAAAAAUGUAAACGCAAAGGCAAGAAAAAAUAUCCAAACUGCUCGAUCAGUAGCCGUAUUAGCUGUCCAUGUACACGUCGUAAGCCCCCCAAAAACCGCCCAUCCAAUCCAUCAUCGGUAUCUGACCCUCUGCGCCGCUCCCCUCUUCUCCAUCUUCUUCUGUCUCUUGCUCUCCACACCCUCCCCACCAUCCACGUCUCCCAGCCCCGCCAUACCCGCCAUACCCGCCAUACCCGCCAUACUCCCCUUAAACCCCAUAAACGUCGAAUACACCAACCAAGCUGAAUACAAAGGCACAACGACCCACAGCCACCACGCGCGGUCCCCAAAGAUACACACAGCCCCCAUACACCCCCACGUCCAAUAAAUCACAUCCCAAAAGUACUCCGUUAGGCCCGGUGCGUCUAGGUCUUCGCCGGCAG
This is a messenger RNA of Blastomyces dermatitidis ER-3, 5666 nucleotides long. RefSeq lists its product as uncharacterized. Gene Ontology annotation, biological process: protein transport. The record is from RefSeq and is a predicted model, not a curated record. The coding region runs from base 1584 to 4622 and encodes 1012 amino acids. NCBI's taxonomy places the organism in Eukaryota, Fungi, Ascomycota, Eurotiomycetes, Onygenales, Ajellomycetaceae. The transcript has 4 exons.